AUGCCUGCGCCCGAUACGACCCCCUACGUCCACGGCCAACAGUUCGCAGCCCCGGUGCCUACUAUCCCCCCUGUGCCUGGCGCAAGCGGCCGCUCGCUCCUGGUACGCUUCACACGCUCCGUCUUCUGGGCGAUCCUCUUCAGCUCUCUCGGUGUCGUGGCAGGCACGGCACUGAUAACAUGGGAAUACCUACAGCCGCCAUUUGAGCCAGGCUCGGAGAUGGAGCGAGAUCUCCUGGACGAAAUCAUGGAUGCAGUGGAGUUACACCCUCUUGUCGACUCCCUACGUCAGGCAAACUGGAUCGAAGACAACUACUACGCGGGUCACGCCGACUCAAUCGCGACCGGGGGAAUGCACCUCGUGGCCGAGAAGCUGCAAGGCACACAGGGUAUCACCAUGAGAACCUUCAAACACCCUACACAAGAGUUCACCAUGAUGGUCGCGUUCCUGGGCUUCGGCGUGGAAGGUUGGCCGGACGUGAUCCACGGUGGAGUCAUCACGACUCUCAUCCAAGAGGGCAUCGACCGCCAGAUCCACAAUUUCUACGGAAAAUACGGCAAUCAGCACGCACAGGCCAUCUCUGUCGAUUUCAAGAGGCGGAUGAGACCCGGAGAGGUGUAUGCGGUGAUUGUGCCGCCGGCACAAGUGGAAAUGAAUCCGCCGCAGCCAGAAGUAAUGCAUUUGCAGAUGAUGCCGAUGGUGGUCAGGAUCGAGGCGCCGCCCAGAAUCACUCCAGAAGCGCUGACAAUCGAAUUGCCAAGUAUGGAGGAGCUGCAUGCCGUUGCGAAUGUGCAGGUGCGGUUGGUUCAAGACGUCACUCCGGAGAGGAUGGCAGAGCUUGAGGCGGGCUUUGCAAGCCAGAAGAUCGAGGACAAAUAA
Molecule: messenger RNA, 879 nt
Organism: Cladophialophora yegresii CBS 114405
Lineage: Eukaryota; Fungi; Ascomycota; Eurotiomycetes; Chaetothyriales; Herpotrichiellaceae
Exons: 1
Coding region: 1-879 (292 amino acids)
Source: RefSeq, a predicted model, not a curated record